AGAUUUUUUAACUAUAAUAUCCUACCAUACGCAAAAACCGCAAAGUCUUUGCAAAGUGGACAACCAAUGGCACCAUGGAUGGCUUCAGUUAUUCGACACUUACGAUCGGAGGAGGAAAGGAGAAAUAGAAGAGCUACACGUCUUUUGUUUCAGAGAGUGGCAACAAAUUUACGUACAAAACGUAUUUUGAAUAGUCAACUCUGUAAGGGAUCUGCUGUGGCUUCCUAUGUUACUCUCUUGUGGAAAAAGUGGACAGAGAGAUGGUACAAAAAACGCGAGACGACAAAAAGAGAAGGGGCAGCUGAUAUUCACCGCAUGUUGGACAUCAUGGUAAGUAACAUGAAAAGCACAUCGCGACAGCAACAGAGACUGGGAGAACAACUCCGGCUGGAGGAAGAGAGACGGCAGAAGAAUUUUAAAGAGUUGCGAGAUCCCUGUGCGGACCCGAGUAGUGCACACUUUGAUGUGGCACACCUUCCGAAAAAACGCAUGUAA
Trypanosoma theileri is the source of this 495-nucleotide messenger RNA. RefSeq lists its product as uncharacterized. The transcript has a single exon. The annotation marks the transcript as partial. NCBI's taxonomy places the organism in Eukaryota, Euglenozoa, Kinetoplastea, Trypanosomatida, Trypanosomatidae. The record is from RefSeq and is a predicted model, not a curated record.